Messenger RNA from Pocillopora meandrina, 1852 nucleotides. Lineage: Eukaryota; Metazoa; Cnidaria; Anthozoa; Scleractinia; Pocilloporidae. The record is from the annotation of a GenBank genome assembly.
AUGGCACCACUGGUAAUGCCACCGGCAAAAAAAGCUACAGGACCUAUCGUCAAUAGAGCUCUUAGUGAUUUAAGCAGUCUUAGGGUGAAUAAGCUAUUCGGGAAUGGCAUUCAAACUGAUGGGUGUUUGAUACCUCACAAUCGACUAGGUAUGAUGUCACAAUACCGAGAUUACCCUACAGAUCUUCAAAUGGCCUUACAAAAAGGGGCCAAUUGAAGAUCCAACAAACAAGAACACAGGGUAGUUUCCUCGAUACUCUAUCGGCAAGUGUUGGUUAUACUCUUUUGCUUAAUGCUUUCAUAGGAAAGAGUUACAGGUUGAUCCUCAUAGAUUAAAAAGAUCGCUUCCUGUGCAUGUAACAAGACAAUCAAGCAUGAAUUCUAAUAAAAAAGAUGAUGGUUUGAUAGGACCUAAAAUGUGGCAACCGCCGCCAUUCCUCGAUAGUUGGAAUGAUCCAAUUGAUAUGGGUGUGGAAAAAAAAAGACCAAAACAAAAAGAUAGACGGGCAAGGGAUUGUUGAUAGGAAAAGACUAGGAGAAGUUAAAGGUAUUUCGCUUCUUAGACCGUUGUCUAGUUUUGAUUAGUUGGCUUGGAUCAAAAAACUGGGAAUAAGGAAUUUCAGAGGAGUAUAUAGCAGAGACAAUUUACCUGCAAAGAUUGCCAGAAAAGAGCGUAGGAUCAUCAACCUUGAUAUUGUAAUCAGUUCUGGCACACAUUGGGUCUGUUAGAGGAAUAUGAAUAAUUAUUGGGAAUAUUUUGAAAGUUUUGGUCUGUUAAUGCCGAAAGAAGUGAGACAGCAUUUGAAUACAUCUCAAAAAUAGUCGAUCUAUUCAUCAGUUCUAUUUCUUGGUAAGGAAUAGUGUAUUGAGUUGGUAUUGGUUCUCGUUUUGUCGCAAUGCAUAUAAAAGGAUAUAAAAGGGAGUAUCUGUUUUAGACAUUAUUCAUAAUGUAAAUUUUAACCCAAGAGACCAUAGAGCAAAUCAUAGAUUCAUCAAAUCAUUUCAAAAAUAUGUAAUCAUAUUAGAAAAUGGUUAAACUACAUUGUGUACGAGAAAAGAAACAAACUGAAACUGUGCCAGGUUCUAAACGUUAUGAAAGAGCCGAAAAUGGUAAACUGAUGUUAAAAUCGACUUAUAAAAACUGUGGUAUCACUAAAACUAAAUUUGUACGACAGGGAAACUUGCAAACCCGUCUAAAGGGGCGGGCAUUUUGAGUUCACUAGACACGGGAACAGAGUUAUUCAUUUCAAAGGAAUACCUUAUUUGGCUAAAAAGAAUACAGAAGCUGCACGAUAUUAUGCAAGUGAAGCCAUUAGAAACCAUAAGUUGCAAAAAAAGGCUAAUUUAUUGUUAUCAACUGAGCUGAUAACGUUAAUUGGCCACUGUAGAGUUUAAAGGCUGACAUUUGCUAACGAAGAGCUAACGCUCGAAACGUCAACCUUUAAACUCUUUGCGGUGGCCAAUUUACGUUUUCAACUCAGUUGAUAACACUAAAUUACCCGGUUAUACUCUCCCACCGACGCACCACAGUUUAUUUAGAAAUUUACCUCCUUUAUGCAAAAAAGGCUGCCGAUUAUGCUUUGGAUAAAGUGAACCCUGUUAUUCAUGAUGUUGGGAAUAAAGCAGUAAAUAAAUUAUCCACCAAAAUUUGACCUUAUGAAAGGUAUAAAUCUGAUAGAAAAGAUCUCCUUAAAAUCUCUGGCGGUCAAAUAAAUCCUUAUGAUUAGAUGGAAAUGUUUUCACCUCAAGGUGUUAACGAUCCUACAAAUCCAUUGUAUCAAAGUGGAGAAGGAAUAAUUGAUAAAAUUUUGGAACAAGCCAGUCCAGCAAAGAGAUUGUCUGAAAGUUGUUGA